Molecule: messenger RNA, 2246 nt
Organism: Nelumbo nucifera (sacred lotus)
Lineage: Eukaryota; Viridiplantae; Streptophyta; Magnoliopsida; Proteales; Nelumbonaceae
Product: Glycosyltransferase family 29 (sialyltransferase) family protein
Molecular function (GO): sialyltransferase activity
Source: RefSeq, a predicted model, not a curated record
ACCUGUUUAACUGUUAUUACUCGGGAGCUUUACGGAAUGAAAGGCAAACAAAUCUCGUCACUGUCCGGUGCGAAAGCCCAAGGUGGAAUAACAGAGUGGAACUACAUUUUUUGUUUCUUUUUGUGGCUGGACAUCGCUUCAUUUUUCAUCUGCUCCGUCGUCUCUCUUCAAAUCCUCGAGAGUAAUUAGGGUUUGUCUCUGAAAGCCUCUCUAUCGAGCGACUCCAGUGCCGGAAGCUGUUACCAUCGUUCAGAAAUUUUCAAAAUUUCUUUGAUGAGGCUCUUGCAGCUGUGUCUAGCAAUUUCUUUGACAUCAGGCUUCGCAGCGAUCUUUAUCUACAUUACUGGAGUCUCGACCCUCUAUGACAAAUAUAGUCUUACUGAUGAAGAUCUAAGUGCAUUGCUUUCCCUGCAGAGCAAUUUCAAGAAGUGCGUGAGUGCAAAUGGGUUAGGUUUACAUGCUGUGAGUGGCAGAGACUAUUGCCAAGUCGCAAUACAGUUUCCUAGUGACACUGUCCCCAAAUGGAGGGAUCCCAAAACAGGAGAACUUGAAGGCUUGUCAUUUGAUUUUAAUCUCUGUGAGGCUAUUUCUAUAUGGGAACGGGUGCGGAAUAGUACCACAAUACUGACCAGGGAAUUCAUUGAUGCUCUACCAAAUGGAUGGGAGGAAUAUGCAUGGCGCAGGAUCAAUAAGGGAAUACUUCUUAACCACUGUGAGAAUAAGACACUUUGCAUGGAGAAACUUGCAUUAGUACUGCCUGAGACUCCUCCAUUCAUUCCUCGGCAAUUUGAUCGGUGUGCUGUUAUUGGAAACUCGGGAGAUCUUCUCAAGACAAGAUUUGGGCAUGAGAUAGAUCAUUAUGAUGCUGUUGUCAGAGAAAAUGGUGCACCAAUCCAGAACUACACAGAGUAUGUAGGUAGGAAAAGUACAUUUCGCCUUUUAAAUAGAGGAUCCGCCAAGGCACUUGAUAAAGUUGCUGAGCUGGAUGAAACUGAGAAGGAGGUCUUGAUUAUUAAGACAACAAUUCAUGACACCAUGAGCAAAAUGAUCCGGGAAGUCCCAAUACACAAUCCAGUAUAUCUCAUGUUAGGUGCAUCUUUUGGUUCAGCUGCAAAAGGAACAGGGCUCAAGGCUCUUGAAUUAGCUCUCUCUGUUUGUGAUUCUGUAGAUAUGUAUGGCUUCACUGUGGAUCCAGGUUAUAAAGAAUGGACCAGAUAUUUCUCAGAGUCAAGACAGGGUCAUACCCCAUUACAUGGUAGAGCAUAUUAUCAGAUGAUGGAGUGUUUGGGACUUAUCAAAAUCCAUUCCCCAAUGCGAGCUGAUCCUAACCGCAUGGUGAAGUGGGUUCCCAGUCGUGAUUCACUGACAGCUGCAAGAAUUGCAUCAGAGAAAUUAUUGAGGAGGGAUGGAGCAGGGACAGGAGACCCACUGGGUGUGUGUUCCAUUUCGAAGAAGCGGCGGGAACAAAAGAGUAUGAAGCUUUCCAUUGUCAGAAGGGCUGCUAUAGAGCAUCAGAAUAAUGUGAAAGGCACAACCAUGUACCCUCUGGAGCAUAGUCUUGGACAUGGAAUGCUUUGCAUAGUGCCCAAAUUCUGAAUUUUGGAAACAACUAUACGAGUCAGAAUGCACCAAACAUAAGGAGAGGCUAGAUUUGACCAGUGAAUUGCAUCUGAAUUCUUCCUAACACAUCGUCUAAACCCAUUCAAAUUCUUCAUUCUUUCCAAUUAUCCAUAUCUGUGGCCAUUACUCUGAACUUCAUUAAAGUGGAUAUCUGGAUGAGAGAUGGAAUAUUUUCCAUAUUUAAGCAUACACCAGGUGCUGCUUGAGCCAAAAUGUCCAGAGCAGUGAUGCACACCCAAUUUAUCGUAAUUGUUCUUUGAUUAGCCAUCUCGAUCCGUCAAAAAGUUCCAUAUCCAGUAGUAAAGUGUUGGAGGUAUGAUCACUGGCCACUUGGCCAGCAUCUGACUUGGUUUUGCCUCAUCGGAUUGUCCUAUAGCAUCUGCGUCAAUCUUUUAUAGCCUGUUAGCAGUAAUUUUAUUUAGCAGAUCAAUUAUUAUUAGAUGUAAGUUUUGUGCCUUGGCCUUCGGAGAGCAAAUAAUAGGUCCAAAAAUUUUUACUAGCGCAUUUGUGCCUGUGACAUUUGUAUUUUGGUCGUAUUAAUUUAUUUAUUUGAACUGCUAUUUGAAUUAUUAUGAUGGCAUUCACCGAGCGAAAAUUGAGGAUUGGAAUUCACUGAUUUAUGCCAA